AUGGAUAUUUUAAAUCGGCCAGCAGAAGAAUUCGAUAAUGAUCAAUCUGUUGAGACUAUGUGGGCCAUCAAAGCCUUUGAGCAUGCAGAAGUUUAUUUCAAUAUAUUAUGUUCAGUAGACCCGAAACUUCUUAAACUCACUCCAGUAGAUGAUAUUAUUUAUAGAAUAUUUAGAGAAGAAUUUCCAAAACUAGAUGUAGAAGUGAUUAAGGAAGAUGAACUAAAAAGUACAAAAGAAAAAGCGAAGUGGAGACCUUUUUGUGAACGAUUUAAAACUCUAGUUGAAGAUUACAGUUUUGGUACACUUUUACGAUCUGAUGCCAAGGAUGACUAUAAGGAAGACAAUACAAUGUUAGUCACUAGGAUACAGUUUUAUGCCAUAGAACUAGCUAGAAAUAAAGAGGGAGUAAAUGAUAUUUUGAGGAAGAAAUUUAAGCCUAAAAGUGAUUCUGAAAAAGAUGAUUAA
Messenger RNA from Psylliodes chrysocephalus, 465 nucleotides. The record is from the annotation of a GenBank genome assembly. Lineage: Eukaryota; Metazoa; Arthropoda; Insecta; Coleoptera; Chrysomelidae.